UUUUCCAAGCACAUGCGCAGUUGUUCGCGUCGUACUUUUUCCUUCGGAGCAUUGUGGGAGAAAAAUGGCGGCCGCCGUUCGGGCGCUGCAGGAAGUGUCCUCGAAGGUUUUUUCCAUGCCAUAUGUUGGGCAAGUAAGAGGUUAUUAUGUGGACUGGCGGAUGUUGCGUGAUGUUAAGAGAAGAAAAAUGGCCUAUGAAUAUGCAGACCAGAGACUACGGCUCAAUUGUCUUAGGAAGAACAGGAUUUUGCCCAAAGAACUCCAGGAAGUGGCAGAUAAAGAGAUUGCUGCCCUACCACGGGAUAGUUGCCCUGUGAGGAUCCGCAAUCGGUGUGUUCUGACUUCACGUCCACGAGGUGUAGUCUGGCGGUGGAGGCUCAGUCGAAUUGUCUUUCGCCAUCUGGCUGAUCAUGCCCAGCUCUCUGGGGUACAGAGGGCAAUAUGGUGACCUGUGAACAACCCUGUUCUUCAAACAUGUCAAAGCAGUCCUGCUUGAAUUCCUAAAAUUAGUAACAUGCAGCCCACAAAGAGCAAGAGAUGGGAAAUGCAGAUUACUUGGAAACUGUUGCAGAAAGAGACUUGUUUGAUUUUGUCAAGACUUUGAAAUAAGUGUUGUUUUUUGUCAUCCAGAAAAUGUGAUAAAAAAUAAACUUCUACAUCUGUUUAAAUUUCA
Molecule: messenger RNA, 673 nt
Organism: Pogona vitticeps (central bearded dragon)
Lineage: Eukaryota; Metazoa; Chordata; Lepidosauria; Squamata; Agamidae
Gene: MRPS14
Product: mitochondrial ribosomal protein S14
Biological process (GO): translation
Cellular component (GO): mitochondrial small ribosomal subunit; ribosome
Molecular function (GO): structural constituent of ribosome
Source: RefSeq, a predicted model, not a curated record